AUAGGUCUUCUACUGUUGGAAAGCCUGGAUUCUGUAAACGUUGCAACCGCCUUAUUGCUGUCUCAUGUCACAGUGUUGAUGAUAACAAGGAAAGGCAAGGAAAAUGAUUUGACAACGACAUCUACUACUAGCUACGUUGGCUACAGCCUAGCCUGCUUCUUAUCGCCCUAGUGUGGUCAUAUCUCUUUCUACCUGCGAUUUAAAACCUCACUUUGAAUGAAGUCUGUCAGCCGUUUGAACACCAUGCUUAAUGUUAGUGACACCACUAGAGAUCACCAGACAUGUCUGAAGACCUUCCAGACAGCUCAUUUCCCUAAAAGUCACAUCAUUAGUCCCAUAGAGCUGGCUAAGAAUGGCUUUGAGUACACUGGCAUUGGGGACCGUGUUCGCUGUGUCUACUGUCAAGGAAUGCUUGACGACUGGCAGCUGGGAGACAGUGUGGAGAAGGAACACAGGCGGCAUUUUCCUUAUUGUCCGUUUGUCCAGGAGAGAGAUAUGAACGAUCGCAUUUACAACUCGACACACAUCUUUCCCUCAUUUCUGCCAGACAGCUUCGAGAGGUUCCACACAGCUGCUACCCAACCUGAUUAUGUGCCGUAUGCUGCACUUCGCACCCGUUUUGGUCAGAAUUCUACAGCUCAGACUCAACUUUCUAGCUUACAUUCUGCUGCACAGAAUGGAUGGACUUCAGACGUGCGUGAUUCAUUGACCAGCAGGUUGCCCAGCAGUGUACCGACUCCAGUUCGAAUUCCAUUCAGUAUCCAAACUGCUUUACCAUCCCAAUAUCCAUAUUCUCAGAACCUCAGCUUAACAGCAUUACCAACAUCUACUGCACCUGUUUAUCCUGGAGAACACACUGCUCAACACACGUCUGGUUACUCCUCUACACCUGCCAUGCCUCGGUAUGCAUCUCUUCAUGAACGUAUUCGCACUUUCCAAUCUUGGCCUCACAAAAAGCCCAGCCGGGAAUGGGUUGCUGAAGCAGGGUUUUACCAACUUGGAAUCGAUGAUACCGUGUGCUGUUAUAUGUGUAAUGGUCACCUCCGAGAGUGGGACGAAUCAGACAAUCCAUGGAUUGAACACGCCAAAUUUUUUCCAAACUGUCUUUAUUUAAGAAAUAUGAAAGGUGACGCAUUCGUUGCAGAAAUCUGUCGAAAUCUCGAACAUUUACCGAAGGAUAAUCGCAACAGGGUAAUAACUCAGCGUAGUUUCACGACUGCUGACCAUGUGUCAUUUGCGGGGCAGCCAGGUCAAGCUGGUUUCUCUAACUCCUUGCCGGAAGUGUUUUCAUCUUCCGGCCAAAGUACUUUUUCUAGUUCUCACCAUCCAUCUGGAUUUUCCAACCCCAACAACCUAACUGGGCUGACCAACUCGAGCCAAAGAGCAUUCCUGAAUACUGGCCAGGUUGAGUUUUCUAAUAGUGGUGAACGGCCAAUUUUUAGAUUACCAUACCACAGUAACAUCAGUUCCUGCAUGGACCCUAUUCUGGAUGAGCUUCGAUUAUUACCUGACGUGAAGGGCCCCGUCAACCGGACUGCAGCAGCGUCUAGCCACCUAAGUACCGCAGAACACCGGCAGUUACAGCAGCCACAAGCCCAACACCACCAGGUUCCAGUGCCACCAGUCCAACCAUCUUGGAGCAGUCAAGAAACUAAUCCCAGACUGUUCGGUUCUAUUCACACUUCAAUCCAGCCCCAUAGGCUCCUUGGUAUCGAGCCCAAUGACUGGAGAGAAGCAAAAGUUUGCAAAAAGGACCCCACCCAGCAAACAGACAAGUACCGUCCAGUGAGUAGAAUUUCAUCAUGGUUACAUGUUCCUUCUUCUCAAGAAACAACUUCUGAAUCCUGGAGAAGUAAACUGCAAUUAUGUCUGCAGCAGCCUCGUGUGCUGACCUUCUUAGAGAAUGGUUAUAGUGAACGAAGGAUUCGGAAAGUCUUAAAGAAACAACUGCAAAGUACUGGGGAAAACUUUGUAAGUCGUGAAGUAAUGUACCGAGCUCUGGAAGAUACGGACUCUGAAGACGAAGAACGUCAUCAGUGGAUGCACCAUAGACAACAGAUUCAGCAUCUGCAGCAGUUGCAGCACCAACAUCAACAGCAGCAGCAGCAGCAGCACCAACAGCAACAGCAGCAGCAGCAACAACAACAGCGCACUGUAGUUAGUGAUCAACAAAGGACAAGUGUUUGUACAUCUCUGUCACAACCACCACGUUCGCCGCCACCACAGCCACAACCACAACCAUCAUCAUCGUCGUCGUCAUCAUCGUCAUCGUCAUCGCCAUCAUCAUUGUCAUCUGCCCUUCAACAGACAAAUCCUUCGUCAUCUCAGCGCCACGUGCACCAGCAUCGGUCGAAUGCAAGGCAAUCGCAGCAGCAUUUGUCUUCUGCGGCUGUUUCAUCGAUUGUGCGACACUCCCAACAGCAGCAGCAGCAGCAACAACAACAACAACACCAUCACCACCAUCACCACCAACAGCUACCACCACCACCACAACCACAGCAGUCAUCCUCCUCCUCCUCUUCGUCGUCGUCGUCGUCGUCAUCGUCUUCAAUUGCAGCCGCUGCUGCAGCUGGGUCUGUACUCACACAUGCAAUCAGGAGUACUUCUGCACAACCGCCUCUCCCUUCUCCUUCACAUUUGCAACCAUCGUCAAGCUCGUUGUUGCCGUUAGCAACCAUGCAGCUGCAGCAACAACAACAACAACAGCAGCAGCUGCAGCAGCAACAGACAUUGUCUCCACCUUCGCAGCAGCAACAGCAGUUGCACAUGCAGCCACACCCACAGCUGCCAGCAUCAAUGCAGCAUCACCAACAACAACAGCAGCAGCAACAUCAUCAGCAGCAGCAACAGCAGCAGCAGCAACAACACCAGCAGCAGCAGCAGCAACUGUCUUCACCACCUUCACCAGGUGAAGUACAGGUUGCGUUAUCGGUCCCCCCUCACUCCCCGCUACCUCCCCACCCACACCAACUUCACUCACCACCACCACCACCGCAACCGCAACCCCCACAGCCACAGGCUGCGGCUCCACUGUCCGUGCAGCCCCUGCAGUCUCCCCGGUCGUCCCCGACACCUCAAGUCCAGACCUCACCUUCGCCCUCAUCCAAUCAGCAUCAGUCGCCUGUUUUGCCACAGCCACCACCACCAACACCAACACCACAACAACAACAACAACAACUGCAACAACAACCACAACAGCAGCAACAACAACAACAACAGCAGCCGGUAACUAGCCAGUUACCAGCAGCACCAGUACCAUCCCCAUCAGCAUCGGUACCAUCCCAGCCUCAACAACAACAACAGCAACAACAACAACAACCACCCCCGCCACCCCCACCAACAUCAGUUCCACCGCCGCCGCCCCCUCCACCACCACCACCUCCUCCCCCUCCCCAGAUCAUCAAUGAGCUGCCUCCUGUGUCGGUGAGUGGGGAAAGCAAAGCCCAGUCCAGUGUAACGGCGCCAUCUAUCGGCAGUCUGGAAAAGGAAGGUGAUGAUACUGACACGUCUUCGCCGUUCACGACCAAACUAGACGAUACACUCGAAUCAAAAGACGGCAAAGAAGACUCUGCUGAAUCUGAAGAAAAAAGGAGACUUGAAGAACUUUUGGAGGAAAAUCGUAAUUUGAAAGAAUUAAACCAAUGCAAAAUCUGUAUGGAUAAUGACAUCAACGUUACGUUUAUUCCAUGUGGGCAUCUGGUGUGUUGUAGUGACUGUGGCAAAUCUGUCAGGCACUGUCCUCUUUGUCGAACCCCUAUAGAGCGUUCUUUUAGGGUUUAUCUUGGCUGAACAUUUUGUGUGCAGGGGUGGGGGGAGGGUCUUACCUAACAGAGUCCUGUCUGGAAACUUUUUUUUUUUUUUUGAAGCAAGCAAGAUGUUGAAUUCCAAAAAAAAAAAAAAACUACAGGAAGGAAAAUGUUUUCAUUUAAAAAAAAAAAAAAUUUUUUUUUUUUGUCUGUGACGGUUUGUGUUUAUUGCUAAAAUUCUAGCUCCUUCCCUCAAAAGUGGGAGAAGCCAUUGGACAUUGAUCCAGCAUCAUUUCAACAUACUACAACUAUUAUUAUUAUUAUAAUUAUUAUUAUUAUUAUUACUAUCACUACUACUACUACAUCUGCAAGGCAUGAACCGUUUGACAGUAAAACCUUCCUGGACAACAGCUGCUAAUCUCUGAACCCUGCCUGUUGCUACACAUACAUUUUAAUCUAUAUGUAUAUAUAUAUAUAUAUCUAUAUAUAUAUAGAUAGAUAUAUGCAGACUUUUCUCUCCUCCCCCCCUUAAACCUGGUACAAGGGUACAUGAGACUUGUGGGGAAUUGAUACUCUGAAUAACAAAAAAAAAACAUGAAAUAAUGUAUAAUAUAAAUAAAAAGAAACUUGGAAAAAAAAAACCGAAAAAAUAUACACAUGCAUACCCCCUACUCCCCCAUAAAAAAAAAACAACUAAAGACCUAAACUUGGCUCUAACUCUGUCCCCUACCACAAAACAUCCCUUUUUUUUGUUGCCAUGUUAUUGUGAGAGUAUAGAGCUUCCCCACCCA
Molecule: messenger RNA, 4537 nt
Organism: Octopus sinensis (East Asian common octopus)
Lineage: Eukaryota; Metazoa; Mollusca; Cephalopoda; Octopoda; Octopodidae
Product: cell wall integrity transcriptional regulator CAS5-like
Exons: 7
Coding region: 217-3789 (1190 amino acids)
Biological process (GO): positive regulation of protein ubiquitination; regulation of cell cycle; negative regulation of apoptotic process
Cellular component (GO): nucleus; cytoplasm
Molecular function (GO): ubiquitin protein ligase activity; cysteine-type endopeptidase inhibitor activity involved in apoptotic process
Source: RefSeq, a predicted model, not a curated record